Messenger RNA from Panicum hallii, 3334 nucleotides. RefSeq names its product disease resistance protein RPM1-like. Bases 40 to 2994 code for a protein of 984 amino acids. The record is from RefSeq and is a predicted model, not a curated record. The transcript is spliced from 4 exons. Gene Ontology annotation, molecular function: ADP binding. NCBI's taxonomy places the organism in Eukaryota, Viridiplantae, Streptophyta, Magnoliopsida, Poales, Poaceae. Gene Ontology annotation, biological process: defense response to other organism.
CCUGACGAGGUCAGAUCCCUCACCAAAGAGCUGGGCGCCAUGGAAGCCUACCUUCAGGAGAUGUCCGAGCUGGAGGAUCCCGAUGCGCAGGACAGAGACUGCAUGAAGGAGGUGCGGGAGCUGUCCUACGACAUGGAGGACAGCGUCGACGAGUUCCUCCUCCGCGUCGCCGGCGGCGGCGAAGAAGCUGCCGACGGCCCGGGCGGCCCCAUCGCCAGGCUGAAGAACGCCCUCGUCGACAAGCCCAGGACGCGCCACAAGAUCGCCAGGGUGAUCGAAGGUCUCAAGGCCCAGGUCAGGGAGAUGGGGGAGAGGAACGCGAGGUACAGGGCGCACGAGACGGUGUCCAAGGCGAGCAACGCUGGAGUGGAUGGGAGGGCUCUCGCCAUGUUUGAGGAGGCUUCAAGGCUUAUCGGUUUGGAUGGGCCAAGAAACGAGCUAGUCGAGGUCUCGGGGAAGACGAAGAAGAGCGGAUCAGCUCCAUCGCUGCCGGCGAAGGUGCUCUCCAUCGUCGGGUGUGGAGGUUCGGGGAAGACGACUCUUGCGAACCAAGUUUAUCGAGUGCUCAAGGGAGAAUUCGAGUGCCAUGCCUUUGUGUCGGUGUCACGGAAUCCGAUCAUGGAGCAUGUUUUGCAGAAUAUUCUGUGUCAAGUAGACGAUACACCUCAUCACAACAUACAAGCAUGGAACAUGCAAACACUUAUCAUACAAAUCAAUGGCUUCCUCAAGGACAAAAGGUACCUCAUUGUGAUCGAUGAUAUAUGGACCAAAGACGCAUGGAAAACAAUUAACUGUGCACUGUACAAGAAUGACCAAGACAACAGAAUAAUCACAACAACACGCAAGUACGAUGUAGCUGAAGCAUGCUGCUCUUCAGACGGCGAUUUCGUCUACGAAAUGAAGCCGCUUGGUCCUGCAGACUCCAGAAGGUUGUUUCUGGAAAGAUUAUUUGGCUCAGAAGAUAAGUUCCCCACAAACCUAACAAGAAUAGCUAAUAAGAUACUGGAAAAAUGUGAUGGUUUACCUCUGGCUAUCAUUUCCAUAGCUGGUCUACUUUCCAGCAAAGCACCCACAGAGGAUGAAUGGGUUGAGGUUCAGAGUUACAUUGGCCGUGGGAUAGCAAAGGAUCCAGGUGUUAAAACCAUGAUGCAGAUAUUGUCACUUAGUUACUUUGACCUUCCUCAUCAUCUGAAGACCUGUUUAUUGUAUCUAAGCAUGUUUCCGGAGGAUCAUAUCAUCGAUAAGAAGCAUUUAGUGAGGAGAUGGAUUGCUGAGGGAUUCAUCCCGAGAGAACCAGGACAGACCCUGUACGAACUAGGGGAGAGGUGCUUCAACGAGCUCAUCAACAGAAGCUUGAUCCAAGCACGGAACAUGGACAUGUACGGCGAGGUUAGAGCUUGCCAGGUCCACGACACAGUUCUUGACUUCAUUGUGUCGAGAUCUGAAGAAGAGAAUUUCGUCACUGUGUUUCGUGAUGAUGGUCAUAUGCCCGGUCCAGAUAGCAAGGUCCGUCGCUUGUCUCUCCAUGCUUGCAGCAAAGCGAAAGCUUCCACUCUGACAGAGCUGAAUCUGGCUCAUGUUCGGUCAGUUACAGUGUUUGCUUUUGAGGAACUGCCAUCGUGGUCAAAGUUCAGGUUUCUGCGUGUCUUGGACUUGCAGGGCUGCAAGCAGGUGGAAGGUGGUCAUCUUGCAGGUAUAGGGAAUUUGUUUCAGUUGAAGUACCUGAGCCUCCGUGAAACUGGAGUGUCUGAGCUCCCAGAACAGAUUUGGAAACUGAAGAGUCUGGAGACACUAGACCUGAAGAAGUCAAAGGUGAAAAGAUUACCUGCCGGUAUUUCUCUGCUCACAAGAUUGGUCUAUUUGGUUGUGGACAAGGGGGUUAAGCUUCCUGAUGGGACAGAAAGAAUGAAAGCAUUGGAGGAUUUAGGUUGCGUAGAUGUCUUCAAGCAGUCAGUCGACUUUCCACGAGAGUUUGGGCAGCUGGAAAAUCUUAGGAAUGUCCGGUUGUUUCUGAGCUCUGGUAAACGCAGUACUCCAGCAGAAGGAACUCGUUACAAGGAGUACCUGAGCAACAUGGCCUCUUCACUCUGUAAGCUCGGCCGCCUUCGCUCUUUGUCAGUCAAAGUGGACCCUGAAAGUUCAGAAGACUUCUCCCUGGAUUCUGCUGGUGAUGUCCCAGCCAGCCUCCGGAGGUUUCAGGUCACGGGUCAUUUCCUCUCCAAGGUUCCAAACUGGGCGCCAUCCCUUGUGAAUCUCCAAUGUCUGACGCUUCACGUUAAGGCAUUCGAGGCGCAAGAUCUCAUGGCACUUGGCCGCCUGCCGAUCCUGGUGUUUCUCCGGCUGGUGGCUCACGAGUCUUUCCAAGGAACAACAAGCAGGGUGACGAUCAGUGGCGCCGAUGGCUUUCCCAAGCUGCGCCGGUUCGACUAUGGAUGCGCCACGCCGGUCAGAUUCGAGGCCGGAGCGAUGCCGGAGAUCAAGAAGCUCAUCCUCCUGUUCAGCUACUUCAAGGCCAGCUGGGCAGUCCAAGAAGUUGUCGACUGGAUCGCCGAGAAGAGAACCCUGAUGGCCGACAUGAGCUGCAAGCAGGUGAAGGCGACUGUUGGUGAGAUGGGCGCCACGGCGGAGCAGAUGUUCAUGAAGUCUGAAAGUCUCAUGGAAACAGCAGCUCGCGCCCAUCUCAAGUGCUCUGAACUUACGAUCAGAAUAACGACGCAGUGGGGGAUGAGGAACGAGGGCAGCAGGUUCAAGUCGCCCUUCACGGACCGGCUCGUUUCCAUGCUCAGAACCAGCGAGGCAAGCCUCAUGUUAGCGCGGCAAGUUAGAGAGAUGAUGAGCAAUUGCCCGCUCAAGGGCAAAGGUAACUGCCAAUGUCAAGGUGUUCCCGAGGCAAUUGAGCAGGCAAUGAAGCAGCUGACCACCCUCGUCCUUCGCCGUUUCACUGGAAUAAAAUUACGUGAGAGACGGCCGCACAACGCCUUCGUGCGGACGUAGUCCCGAUGCUCGACGCGUGGGCGUGGAGACCAUCGGACGCACAACGCCUCCACGCACUGUAGGAGACAUUAGAGCCCCUCUUGACAGUUGUGGGGUCUUCAGAUGUGGUGUGGUUGGAAAUCAAUGAAAGUUUUUUUUCCUUAAUAAUCCAAUGGAUUAAUUAUUGUGAAAGAAGAAAAUAAAAAACAAAAGAAAAGAUGAGAUGGGCUUGUUUGGUAGCCUAAUUCGGCCCAUCAACUUGGCAGCCUUAGCAGCUUAUUAUCUCCUUCCUUCGUCCACGCUGGCAGCAGCAAACAGGUGUAACUGAGUGGAAGUAUCACAAUAACUAGUUAACUGAGUG